Molecule: messenger RNA, 762 nt
Organism: Iphiclides podalirius (scarce swallowtail)
Lineage: Eukaryota; Metazoa; Arthropoda; Insecta; Lepidoptera; Papilionidae
Source: the annotation of a GenBank genome assembly
AUGGCCCUACCAUCCUAUGGCCCUACCACCCUGUGGCCCUACCACCCUGUGGCCCUACCACCCUGUGGCCCUACCACCCUGUGGCCCUACCACCCUGUGGCCCUACCACCCUAUGGCCCUACCAUCCUAUGGCCCUACCACCCUGUGGUUUUAACCCUGUGGCCCUACCACCCUGUGGCCCUACCACCCUGUGGCCCUACCACCCUGUGGCCCUACCACCCUGUGGCCCUACCACCCUGUGGCCCUACCACCCUGUGGCCCUACCACCCUGUGGCCCUACCACCCUGUGGCCCUACCACCCUGUGGCCCUACCACCCUGUGGCCCUACCACCCUGUGGCCCUACCACCCUGUGGCCCUACCACCCCGUGGCCCUACCACCCUGUGGCCCUACCACCCUGUGGCCCUACCACCCUGUGGCCCUACCACCCUGUGGCCCUACCACCCUGUGGCCCUACCACCCUGUGGCCCUACCACCCUGUGGCCCUACCACCCUGUGGCCCUACCACCCUGUGGCCCUACCACCCUGUGGCCCUACCACCCUGUGGCCCUACCACCCUGUGGCCCUACCACCCUGUGGCCCUACCACCCUGUGGCCCUACCACCCUGUGGCCCUACCACCCUGUGGCCCUACCACCCUGUGGCCCUACCACCCUGUGGCCCUACCACCCUGUGGCCCUACCACCCUGUGGCCCUACCACCCUGUGGCCCUACCACCCUGUGGCCCUACCACCCUGUGGCCCUACCACCGUAGAACUGAAUUU